Molecule: messenger RNA, 2682 nt
Organism: Phytophthora infestans T30-4
Lineage: Eukaryota; Oomycota; Peronosporomycetes; Peronosporales; Peronosporaceae
Product: polyribonucleotide nucleotidyltransferase, putative
Exons: 2
Coding region: 1-2682 (893 amino acids)
Biological process (GO): mitochondrial RNA 3'-end processing; mitochondrial mRNA catabolic process
Cellular component (GO): mitochondrion; cytosol
Molecular function (GO): polyribonucleotide nucleotidyltransferase activity; 3'-5'-RNA exonuclease activity; RNA binding
Source: RefSeq, a predicted model, not a curated record
AUGCUGUCCGCCGCUCGUCGCCUGCCGACCACCGCUGCGGCUCGUCGUGCUGCCAUCUCGGUAGCUCACCACCGUGCUCCUCGAGCUAGCGCUGAAAAUCAAAGUCGCUCAUUUUUUGGACUCCGUGACUUGUUUUUCGGCGCCAAAAAGCUGUCAGAGGAGGAAGAGGAAGUCGCUAAGACAACUCAGACUCAAACUCAGCAGCCCAAGAAAGAGAAGGAGCUGGUGGUCGGCAGCUUAGAUGCGACUUCCUACAAAGUGGGCAAGCUUGCAAAGCUCGCGGACGGCGCCGUGCUUGCCUCGUGUGGUCGCACAGUACUGCUUACGACUGUCGUAAGCGGCGAUCACCAUGGCAACCCGUCAGUCAAUGGCGGUUCCACCCAGCGCGACUUCCUGCCACUCACCGUGGACUUCCGUGUCAAGUCACAUGCUGUGGGUCUUAUCCCAGACAACCAGAAGCGCCGCGAGUUCACCGGCAGUGACGAGGAAGUGCUGCAAUCCCGCGUGGUGGACCGCGCCAUCCGUCCGCUUUUCCCACGCGACUACUGCGAGAACACACAGGUGCUAGCGACCGUGCAGUCGUACGAUCCCAACAAUGAUCCGCUGGUAGUGGCAGUUAACUCGGCGUCUGCGGUUCUGAGCAUGUCUGACAUCCCGUGGGACGGACCGGUUGGCUGUGUGCGUGUAGUUGAGGUGGAUGGACAGCUGGUGGUCAACCCGACCGCCCCACAACGUGAAGCAGCUACGAUGGACGUCCUGUAUGCUGGUACAGCUGAGCAUGCCAUAAUGGUGGAAGCUUCAGGUGACGAGGUGACGGAGGCGCGUCUUGACGAGGCAUUGGAUCUGGCACACACCAAUGCCGUGUCGGCAAUCGAAGAGCAGAAGAAACUAGCAGCAGAACAUGGCAAGACGAAGCGCGAGUACUCGCCGCUGUUCAUUGCGCCGGAAGUGUGGGCCAAGGCGGAGGAACUGGGACGCGCAGAUGCUGAGGCGUUGAUCGCCAGUGGUCGCGUCAAUAAACUCGCUCGCCAGGAAGGAGAGCGUGAAGUCUACAACAAAAUGCUUACAGGGAUGCGUCAACACUUCGCUACCGCGAAUCCUCCAGUGGACGACGCUGCCAUCCAACGUGCAGCUCACGACACGUUCCAGCGUGUGCUGCGUGAGCGUAUUCUGACCAUUGCGAAGGAGACGAAGAAGAACAAACCCGUGCGACUCGAUGGUCGUCCGGUUCGCAUCGUGCGUCCGCUUGAGAUGAAGGCUGCAGUGCUUCCUAUGGCGCACGGUUCAUCUCUAUUCGCUCGUGGUGAGACGCAGACGCUGUGUUCUGUGACGCUGGGGCCUCUGGAGCGUGGCAUUCGUCUUCGCGGUGCACUGCACGAAGCACGUGAACAAGCAGAACGUGAUGCUCCCGCACCUUUCAAACACGCCAUGCUGCACUACGAGUUCCCGCCCUUCUGUGUUAACGAGACCGGUCGUGUGGGCGGAACUAACCGCCGUAUGAUCGGCCAUGGUGCUCUGGCCGAGAAGGCUGUGCUGCCUAUUCUACCGUCGAUCACUGAGUUCCCGUACACUGUCCGCAUGACAUCAGAAGUGGUGGGCUCGGACGGCUCGUCCUCCAUGGCUACGGUGUGUGGUGUUUCCUUAGCCCUCAUGGACGCCGGUGUACCUGUUCGCCGUGCCGUUGCAGGUAUCGCCAUCGGUCUCGUUACUGCUGGGGACCCGUUUGCUUGCCAGGAAAAGCGCAUUGAGGAAGGUAAUUACCAGUUGGUGACCGACAUCCUUGGCUCUGAAGAUCACUACGGCGAUAUGGACUUCAAGGUGGCAGGCACGACAUCUGGUGUGACGGCUCUGCAGCUGGAUGUGAAACUUCCCGGCGGUGUGCCGCUUUUCGUGCUGAAGGAGGGACUGCGUGAAGCCAAGCACGCUCGUCUGCAUAUUUUGCGUCGUAUGAGCAACGAAUUGUCUGAGCCGCGCACAACUCUGAAGUCCAGUGGCAGUGCACUUCCGAACGUGAGUAUUGAGUGCGUGAUCGCCACGAACUUGAUUGGAGCGCUGAUUGGAGUCGGAGGCAGCAACAUUCGCGAUCUGGAGUCGCGUUUCAACGUCUCGGUGAGCAUUGUGGAUCGUCGUGAAGGUAUUGUACGUGUGGUGGGUGCAGCUGGAGACGCGGAGAAGGCUCGCGACUGGAUCCAGACUGAACUCGCUGGAUUUGCCAGCUCCGGUCCGCGUGGGAGCAACGGCAACGACAGUAACAGUAGUCGUGACAAUGACAGCCAAGGCUCCAACAAGGACCGAACGUUCUUCUUCCGUAAGGGAGAGCGCUACACCAUGCACGUGAAGCAGGUUAUGGACUUCGGUGCCAUCCUUGAGGCUUCUUCUGGUCAGCGUGGCUUCGUACACAUCUCGGAGCUCUCGCGUGACAAGGUCAGUAACAUUCACGACGUCGUGUCGGAGGGACAAGAAAUGGAGUUCGAGUGUCUGCAGGACGGAGCAUCGGGCAAAAUGUCGCGUCGUGUGCUGCUGAAUGCCGACGCUAGCGAGGACGCUUCCUCUUCAUCGGAGAACUCCGAGCCGACGACGCCACGUUCGGGUCACCACCACACACGCCGAUCAUCAACACCUUCUAGUGCGUCGAAGCGUCGUCCUAAGAACUCUCGCCGCCCGCGUACUCAGUCCAAGUAG